This is a messenger RNA of Chenopodium quinoa (quinoa), 1830 nucleotides long. Its product is annotated as R3H domain-containing protein 1-like. The record is from RefSeq and is a predicted model, not a curated record. The coding region runs from base 273 to 1214 and encodes 313 amino acids. Lineage: Eukaryota; Viridiplantae; Streptophyta; Magnoliopsida; Caryophyllales; Amaranthaceae. The transcript is spliced from 6 exons. Gene Ontology annotation, molecular function: nucleic acid binding.
UCUAGAAAUACAACAGCAAUUGCGGGAAUGUACGUUUGACGUUUUGCCGGGAGAAAAAGGAAAAAGAUAAAGAAAAAUCAACAGUGAUAUUGGCGGUUCAUUAGGAAAGGGUCAAAGUGUCAAACUACCCACAAAAUUCAGAUUCUGUUUUUAUCUAUCUGAACGAUUUCCGACAAAACAAACCAGAGCAAUUCUAGGGUUUCCGACUUCCACAGAAUUUCUUCCCCAAUUCAACCUCCUCACUUCUAAUUAUUUCUGAGCAGAAUUCCGCGAUGAGUAUAACUCAAUUUGCAAUGGUUGAGGAGCUUGGUUCCCUUAUAAAAGAUAACUAUCUAAGCAGACAUCUUGUGCUUGCAGUUGAAGAGGCCUUGGUUAAUUACCUUCAGGAUGAUCCGAGUCCAGGUGGGAUUCUUGAGUUGGAACCCAUGAGUUCAUACAACCGCCUUAUCAUACACCGUCUUGCUGACAUUUUUGGAUUUGUUCACGAAUCUGUAGGUGAGGGAAAUGAUCGCCACUUGGUUCUGCAACAGUGCUUGGAGACAUCAAUACCUUCUAUACUUGUUAGUGAUGUUCUCUGGCAAUAUGGUGCAUGUGACUCUCCUUCAAUGCCUUACCAAUUAUUGAGAAGAGAUGAGGAGUGCACUGUAUUGAAGAUGAAUUUACCCUCUGCCCCAAAUUUUGUUGAGAGAGAAGCAGCUUAUCUAGCUGCACGUGAACGCAUAUUUGGUAUGGACGAAGUUCAGGCAAAAGAAGCUGCAAGACAAAGGCCAAGAAAUGUUCCUGUUGUUGCCCGUCGCAUGAUUGCCCAUGCGCUUGGCCAAAGAAUUAAUCAUUGCAAUCAGAACCAAGGCUAUGAUGCUAGACAUUCUAAUGGGCAAGCUAUGGUGGAUGACCUAGAAAGAAGUAUCAAAUAUGAUUUAGAUUUGCACCACAAAUCCUCCCCUGACUCCAGUGUUAGCACUGACAACAUUGUUGAAUGUAUUAGUGCAGAAGGUAAUAAUGCGGGUGAUUGUUUCCCUGCUGCUCAUGGAAUCUUAUUGCCGGAGGCAUCAGAUAGGAACUCUUCUGGCAGUGGUCAUAGACCAAGUGGAAGAAAUGGGUUGGUCAUCUCUAAAAUGAGUAUGAAAGAGGAAAACAUGGGAGCUGCAAAAAGAAUGUUUGCUCAUGCCCUGGGUAUACCGGCUUCAAAAGAUGGCAUUUCUCGGGGAAAGUGAAAGUUAAAGUUGGUAUGGAUAAAGAGUUGACGGAUAUUUGAACAUACUAUCAAGAGGUAUCUCUUGUGCCAUUCUCAGCUUCUGUUUGAUCAGGAAACUAGAAGAGCCCACAGUUGAAGCCAUUACUGAGAGUUGAAUGCUUGAGGUAUUAAGAUCUGGGGAUUUUUUUUCUUUCCUUCCUGAUGCAUAGCAAAAGAGUUGGCCAUGGAUAUAGUAAUGGCUAUUUGUUGACAGUUUAACCUUUCUUGUUCGCCUCAGGAUUGAUUUGUUUAGGUCAAUGUGCUUUGUUUGUAUCAAUUGCCAGAGCUGCAAGAUUGAAAUGGACCUCUAGCUACUCAUUCCGAAGGCAGCAAUGUUUGUUAUCUCACCCAGUCUUUUAAACGUAUGCUCUACCCAGGUUUCAUUAUGAUGGUUAACAGUUGGGAUGAAGUGCAGGCUUUACUGGAUCUCUGAGAUGUUGCUAAAUAAUGACUGCUGUAUCAAGAAUUUAGGACUAUUGUUAUAUUUAUGGAUGUUUUAGUUAACACUUAAAGUCUUCUAAUCAGAAUGAUUGUUUGUGACAUAAUUUAUUAUGUACUUUAUAUCUUUAAGUAAUAUAUGAAAUCGUUGUUAUUUA